AUGGCAAAAGGACUGACGGAUUUUUCAAUAGCUGCUAUUCUCCAGCUCUCCGAUCAGCGAGUUCCUUCCUAUGAAGAUGAACAGACUAUGGUGGAACGGGAACGCAGCGAAAAGUCGUUUAUCAACACAAAAGAGGAACAAGGCGAAGACUGUGGAUCACCUGAUCGCAAGAAAAAGACAAGAACAGUAUUUACAAGGCAGCAGAUACAAAGACUUGAGAAUGCAUUCGAUAGAAAGAAAUAUUUCACAAAUUCUGAAAGACAAAAGCUAGCUGGUGAUUUGUUGUUAUCAGAAACACAGGUCAAAAUCUGGCUUCAAAACAGACGAAAUAAAUGGAAGAAACAGCUUUGUCACACCAACCACAGCAGCAAUGUAUCAUAUCACAGUAUGAUACCAAACAUAACACGUGAUGUAGCCUCAAAGGAUAGAAAUUAUCCACUAUAUGCUCGAACAGAUUUAAGUCCUUAUGAAGCUCGUUCAAAAAUAUUUCUAUAGACUUCUCUUCUAAAAAUAACUUAUAAUUGUACAUUAUUGAAACUUCGUAUUAAGCUUAGGCUGCGUGACCAUAGCCUAGGUUUCUCACUGGAUGCAUACGAGAGUUUUUGAUGUCAAGAGAUAUGGUAGUUAAACUUUUGUUGCCUACCAGCUUCCAAGCAACUUAAUAGGUGGGUUUCUAAUGCAGGAAGUGCAAUAUUGGUGUCCUAAUUGCUCCAUUACUGGAUGUUGUAAAUCAAUGGAACAAUUUCUUAUGUAUAUAUGUAAAUAUGUAAAUGAUUAAUGAUUUCAGGUCUUCAACAGGACCUAGGAUCAACAGAUGUAAAAUAUAAUACGUUGAAAUAGAAAUAGAAAUAUUGAAUAAAAUUUAUAUAUGGAAUUUAAUUUGUUUUUAUUUUUGGUUCCAUCUAGAUGUACACCUAUUUUCAUGUUUGAUGAUAACAAUUGGAGUUUCAUGUAAUUUUAAUUUUAUAGCUUGAUUUUCAGUUUAAUACAAUAUUGGAAGAUACUGCUUUAAGCGCUUAGAUUUUUCCAUUACCUGCUUGUUGAGCAAAAAUAGGUUAGAUUAAAUUUUGUCAAUAACUUGAGAACGCUUAAUCGUUUGUACUUAAAACUUCCACUAGUUGGUUUUUCAUUAUUUCAAAAAGAAACUGUAAAAUAUAUAAAAAAGCAGUCGGGUAGCCAUGCCAUUUUUUUAAAAUUUGUUUAAGACUGUUCAACUAGUGUUCCUUGUUACGAACACCGCUUUAUAAUCUAGGGCGUUAUUAUUUUGAAUAUACGCCAAUUUACGC
Hydractinia symbiolongicarpus is the source of this 1286-nucleotide messenger RNA. RefSeq names its product homeobox protein HMX3-B-like. The record is from RefSeq and is a predicted model, not a curated record. Gene Ontology annotation, cellular component: nucleus. Bases 1 to 495 code for a protein of 164 amino acids. Gene Ontology annotation, molecular function: RNA polymerase II transcription regulatory region sequence-specific DNA binding; DNA-binding transcription factor activity, RNA polymerase II-specific. Lineage: Eukaryota; Metazoa; Cnidaria; Hydrozoa; Anthoathecata; Hydractiniidae. Gene Ontology annotation, biological process: regulation of transcription by RNA polymerase II. The transcript has 3 exons.